UAGCAUUUUGAAAUGAAUUAAUAUCCACUUACAGGACUGAGACACUAAACCCAGGGGUUGAGAAGGAUCACUUUCCUCUCCACCCAAACUCGCACAGAGGAUCCACUGCGACUGACCGCGACGGCGAGCGAGUGCGAACGCGACGGCGAGUGAGUGCAAACAACGGCGUGGGUGGGACGGACGGUGGCGCGACGCGGUUGAGAAGAAGUAACGAAGAAGGGGCUGAAUAGGAACAAGAGUGAAUCCUAAUCCCUUAAUCGCUGAAAUGGAAUCUGAUGCACCGGCAUGUGGAGACAAACUCGUACUUAGGGGAUUGUCAUUCUAUGGUUUUCAUGGAGCAAAACCAGAAGAAAGGAAACUGGGCCAGAAGUUUGUGGUAGAUAUAGAUGCUUGGAUGGAUCUCGCAACUGCUGGCAAAACUGAUCACUUGUCAGAUACAGUUAGUUACACAGCAAUAUAUGAUGUAGCUAAGGAAGUUCUUGAAGGGUCACCUCACAACCUUCUGGAAUCAGUGGCCCAAAAAAUUGCAAUAACUACUCUGACAAAUCAUAAAGAAAUUUUUGCUGUUCGAGUGAAGGUUGGGAAGCCUCAUGUGGCGGUUCAAGGUCCUGUUGAUUACUUAGGCGUUGAGAUUCAUAGACGAAGAAGCGAUUUAUCAGGCUAAAGUUUUAUGUUUGUUUUGGUUCCACUCUCAUUUACUGCUGCGGAGUUUUUAUAUUUUCAAGAUCCAUUUGAUGCAAAAGUAAUAUAACUCUUUUCCCUUGGCCAUUGAUUUUUUUCUCUAUCAUCAGUCAGUCUUGCUGAUAAAAUUAGAAGUUAAAAAGUUAGGCAUACGAAAUAAACUAUAAAGAUAAUUUGGUGUCUCCAAAACAAAAAGACACUGCAGAGAGUUAUUGAUAGAGUUGCUUAAGUAUAGUCAUCAUUCAUGUUUGGUAUGACAGGAAGAAAUGCUCAUAAUAGUUUCUCUAUUUUCAUCCUGUUUAGUAACGUGCUGGGGGCUGGCUGUAAUAUGUGUAUCAUCUAACAAUUGUCAUGCCCUGGUUGUAUCUGCCUCCAGCCAAGGUUUGGAGCAAAUUAGGCUGAAGCAGUUAUUGGUGACCAGAUCCUUAUUUGGACCACCCAUGUGAAGUGCUCCUUUAUCUGCAUUAUUGUGUAGAGAAGAGAGUUGUAUAACUGUAUAUUGUUUCUAUUAACCACAUGAAGUGGCUAAGAAUCUAGAGUAUAGCACUCCAUCCCUUUUAUAUA
This is a messenger RNA of Vigna unguiculata (cowpea), 1245 nucleotides long. RefSeq names its product dihydroneopterin aldolase 2-like. Gene Ontology annotation, biological process: folic acid-containing compound metabolic process. Lineage: Eukaryota; Viridiplantae; Streptophyta; Magnoliopsida; Fabales; Fabaceae. The record is from RefSeq and is a predicted model, not a curated record. Gene Ontology annotation, molecular function: dihydroneopterin aldolase activity. Gene Ontology annotation, cellular component: cytoplasm.